Macroventuria anomochaeta is the source of this 1005-nucleotide messenger RNA. RefSeq lists its product as uncharacterized. The record is from RefSeq and is a predicted model, not a curated record. Bases 301 to 900 code for a protein of 199 amino acids. Lineage: Eukaryota; Fungi; Ascomycota; Dothideomycetes; Pleosporales; Didymellaceae. The transcript has 2 exons.
CUCGGCCUGGCAAAGCUUUUCGACCUCGUGAAGUGGCGUGCGCACAAGCAAUGCCUGCAUUCAGGUACACGCAGCCACAGGGUAACACCACGCUCGUGAGAGGGGACGGGCGUAUUUGAAGCAUGCACUGUGUUGAUCGGAUGGCUUAGCGAGCUGAACGAGCGUUGACGAUCGGCAAUUUGCAAAAUUCAGUCGGACGACAAAUGCUCUGCUGUGCAUGACCGAUAUCAUAGGCAUGGAGUGAUAAGCGGGGUGCUGACUGCAGCAUUGUGGAAUUCCGGGGUAGCAAUAAAGCUUUGCAUGCUGCUGCUCUCCGCGGUAUCCAGGAAGGAAGUCGAGAAGGAAAGGAAAAGUUGGGUCUUGAAAGGGGAAUCUGCGCGAUCUCUCGACGAGGAAGGCAUUGAUGCCCCAGCACUCCUUCCCCUCUCGAUCGAUGGCCUCAGACCACAGCUCCAUGUCUGUAUAGCAGUCUACCAACGCUGCGAUCAUCGCGAGCACCAAGAUCAAAACCACGUACCCAAAUGUCAAAGCCAGCAAACUCAAGCCCACAAUGCACCUGACCUUGAUUUGACGGUAUUCACAUACCUUCGAUGUCAGAUUCAUCGUGGUGUGUGGACGAUAGGAUUAAGUAUACAUCACGCCUGCUGGCCUACAAACCGCCGACUCCUUGCCCCAUGUUGCGGGGUGACGUUGCAGCCUUGCAUGCGAUCUGAACACGAGCAAACUCUCUGGGACGAACCUGCAGGGUGGCUACUGUUCAACAAGUUCCUUCUUCUGGUCGGACGGCUUAUGCUUCUGCGAUUUGGCACAAACACUACGAUGAGCGCAUUGGUUCCUGCAACAAUGACUUGCGAACGAUGCAGCAACCUGCUUACGCGCCCAGCGACUUCCAAGGAGUGAGAAGGUGGAGUAUACAAAACAAGAUGUCAGCGAUGCGACUACCAAAGGUUGCUGAAUUUGCUUCCUGAUCUGAAGUUUCAUGCAAGCCCAUUCGGGUCGCUCUCA